UCUCUUUUCUCUCUUCCACUUGCAUGCAUUUUGUCGCCAUCUUUCUUUUCUUCGUGGACUUUGUGAGAACGUGCGUCUCGCAAAAUUUAUUUUCCGCAAAAAGGUCUAUUUCCUCUGAGAGAUGGGAGCGUACAGAUAUGUACAGGAACUCUACCGGAAGAAGCAGAGCGACGUAAUGCGCUACCUGCUCCGUAUCCGCGUGUGGCAGUAUCGCCAGCUGACGAAGCUCCAUCGUGCCCCCAGGCCUUCCCGUCCUGACAAGGCACGUCGUUUGGGGUACCGUGCUAAGCAGGGCUACGUCAUCUACCGCAUCCGUGUUCGUCGUGGUGGCAGGAAGCGCCCCGUGCCCAAGGGAUGCACCUACGGCAAACCCAAGAGCCAUGGUGUGAACGAAAUGAAGCCCUACCGCAAUCUCCAAUCCAUUGCUGAGGAGCGUGUUGGUCGCAGAAUGGGAAGCCUCCGUGUGCUCAACUCUUACUGGGUUGCCCAGGAUUCCUCCUACAAGUACUACGAGGUCAUCCUGAUUGAUCCAUCCCACAAUGCAAUCCGUCGCGAUCCCAAAAUCAACUGGAUCGUCAAAGCCGUGCACAAGCACCGCGAAUUGCGAGGACUCACCUCGUCUGGACGCAGCUCACGUGGUCUUGGAAAGGGCUACAGGUACUCCCAGACCAUUGGGGGCUCCCGCAGGGCCGCCUGGCGCCGCAGGAACCGUCUCCACCUCCACAAGAAGCGAUAAAAACGCGCUUUUUCGUGUCCUCUCUGUGGGUGUAUUUGGUGAACAGUUUUUACUGAUGAAAAUACACAUUAUAAGAACCUA
This is a messenger RNA of Lutzomyia longipalpis, 817 nucleotides long. RefSeq names its product 60S ribosomal protein L15 (gene RpL15). Gene Ontology annotation, molecular function: RNA binding; structural constituent of ribosome. The coding region runs from base 122 to 736 and encodes 204 amino acids. Gene Ontology annotation, cellular component: cytosolic large ribosomal subunit; ribosome. The record is from RefSeq and is a predicted model, not a curated record. The transcript is spliced from 4 exons. NCBI's taxonomy places the organism in Eukaryota, Metazoa, Arthropoda, Insecta, Diptera, Psychodidae. Gene Ontology annotation, biological process: cytoplasmic translation.